Molecule: messenger RNA, 2826 nt
Organism: Saprolegnia parasitica CBS 223.65
Lineage: Eukaryota; Oomycota; Saprolegniomycetes; Saprolegniales; Saprolegniaceae
Exons: 8
Coding region: 1-2826 (941 amino acids)
Molecular function (GO): protein binding
Source: RefSeq, a predicted model, not a curated record
AUGGACGCCCACAAAGACCGCGCGACCGCGCUCUUCCAGGCCGGCUCGUUCGCCGAGGCCAUUGGCAGCUACAAUGACGCGCUGGCCUGCGCCAAUGUCCCGACCGAGAUGCAGUGCACCUUGCUGAGCAACAUGGCGCUCUGCCAUCUGAAGCUGCGCGACUUCGCGGCCGCGAUCGGCUCCGUCGACGACGCGCUCGCCAAGGCCCAAGCCUCGCGCGUGCCAGAUGCCAUCAUGGAGAAGCUCCUCUUUCGCCGCGCGCAGGCGUACAUGGAGACGGACCAGCUCGCGGCCAGUGCGCGCGACCUCAAGGCCGUGCUGCAGCUCUCGCCGAGCAACAAGCCCGCCCAGGCCCUCCUGCGGGCGCUGCAAGAGAAGGCGAGAAAAGACGCGUCUGGCGUCGGGAAAGCCCUCAAGGCGCUCCCGUCCCACGACGCGCUGGCGUUCCUCGAGCAUCAGUCGCCCGAGAACGCGCCGGCCAUUUACCGCGACGUCCUCGACCUCGGCGGCGAGCGCACGCUCUGGCAAACAUGCGUCCUGGAUGCCAAGGACCGUCUAGUGCAGGCGCGUUGCCUGCGCAUAUUGACACACAUGGCCAAGCAGCACGCUGCGGCAGUGUAUGCAGCGAUCGACGCGACCCUUCUCGCGGCCUUAGUCCCGAUGCCGGUGCCCGCGGACGUAGACGACGCCACGGUCGGUCUGAUCGCAGCCGUCGUGUCGCUCACCGGUGUGCUCGCGGCGCACCUCGUGACCAUCUCGAACGACAUCCAGGCGGCCCAUGCGCCGGUGCGGCAGCUCCUCGAUGCGACGUUCCAGGGCCUCCGGACGUCGCACGAAGUGCUGCAGCAGGCCACGCUCGACGUGCUCCUCAAGCACGUGCUCCAGGUCAAAUCCAACGGCGCGGCGAUGGCGCUUUGGAUGGAAGAAAUGGGUGUCUUCUCGCUCCUCCUCUCCCAAGUGAAUCUCUUGAAGGACCGCGUCGCGUCGUCGAUAUCGAUGGUGUUUUCGCAGCUGCUCGCGCUCUUCUCCGAGUCGGAGAUGGAGCGGCUAGUCCGCGAGUUCUGCGUCGACCCGGUCGUCGGUGCGUCGAGCAUGGAAGACGCGGCGCCUGGCUGCGUCCUGCUCGCGGGUGUCUUUCUCGCCAACGCCAAGCUCGGCGCGCACAUGAUGCAGUCGCAUCCGGCGUUCCUCAAGCAGCUCAGCGACGUCCUCCUGCGUCAAAAGUCCGUUGCGCACGGCCUCAAGUACCAAGAGCUCGUAAUGGACCUCGUCGCUUACAUUGCUGGCUCGGAAGCCGGCAUGGCAGCGAUCCCGAUCGAACUGCGCAUGGAGCUUGGAAAAUUGCUCCAGUGCUCGAUGGAGCCGCACCAACUCAAGCUGCAGUCCGCUGCGCUCGCGGCGGUCGUCAAGAUGAGCCUCGUCGACAAGACGUUCGAUCCGGCGACGCCCGUCGGCGACAUUAUGACCCACCAAGUGCUCUCGCUCCUCGAGUCCGUGCACAGCGCGCCGGUGACUGCGUCGGUCGUCGGGUCCACGGCGCGGGAGCGCGCGGUCGAAGCGCUUUCGUACCUCAUUACGUUUACACCGGUCAAGGACGCCCUCGUGCGCCGGCCCAAGGCGCUGGAGCCGCUUCUGACCGACAUCUCGGCCACGUCGACGCCAUCGAACCUGCUCUACGGCAUUUCGUACAUUCUCUUCCACUUGCUCACGUCCGAGUCGCACCUCAAGCGCCAGAAGAUGCAAAACUCGGAGCUCACGCCCGAGCAGUACGAAGAGCUUCAGAAGGCCCUCAAGCAAAAAUCCGAGCUCGACGACGGGGACUCGGUGGAGCAAGUGACCAAGCGCAUCGCUGCCGUGCUGGAUCAUCCCCAGAGCAUUUUGACGCUCUUGCAGCUGCUCAAGUGCAAGGGGUCGCCCGCGAUCCUCGACCAAGCCACGCAGAGGUACACGACCGAUGCUGCGAAGCGAAUUUUUGGACAUGCGACAAUUUUUUGCGAUGACAUUAGUGUGCUCCAUGCGACCGAGUACGUCGAGGGCCGGGGCAAGCUCGUGCAAGGCGGUCUCUUCUCGGCCAUGCUGUCGCUUUCGACGCCCCACGCCCGGCACGCGGUGGCCAAGAUCCUCAUCACGACCAACCCGCACUUGAUCCCGGCGUCGCAGCUGCUGUCGUCCAUCUAUCCGCUCAUGGAGCUGCUCAAGGCCGAGUCGAAUCUCAUGCAGUUUGAAGCCCUCAUGGCGCUCACGAAUGUGGCGAGUGUCUCGGACGAAACCAAGGCCCGCAUUCUCUCCAACAAUGGCUUGACGACGAUCCAGUACCUGCAGUUCUCGGACCACACGAUGGUGCGCCGUGCGGCCACCGAGUGCCUCACAAACCUCCUUCCGUCGGACGAAGUACUCGAAAAGAUCUUUUGCCAGCCCGAGAAGGUCCGCCUCUGGCUCGCGUUUGCUUCGCUCGAGGAAGCCGACGAAGACAUGGCGACGGCCCGUGCCGCGUCGGGUGCAAUCGCCAUGGUCAGCCAGUAUCCUGUCGUGUGCGCCGUGCUCUUGGAGCAAAAGGCGAUUGAGACCUUUGCGCCGAUUUUGAUCGAGUGUGACGCGCCGGAGCUUGUCCAUCGUCACCUCUUUGCGGUCCAGUCGUGCCUCGAGUAUGUGCGUACGAUGGAGACGCCGGACGUUGAGGCCUCGGGCAAGCAAGCCAUGUACGAACAGCAGCUCUUGCUACUCUCGUCGCCGAUUGAAAACGUUGCGCGCAAAUUUGCAGCCAUCUCGCCCGAGAUUGUCGAGCUGGCGCACACGUGCCUCGGUCUCUUGGCCAAGCUCACAUGA